Molecule: messenger RNA, 5282 nt
Organism: Acromyrmex echinatior (Panamanian leafcutter ant)
Lineage: Eukaryota; Metazoa; Arthropoda; Insecta; Hymenoptera; Formicidae
Gene: TBPH
Product: TAR DNA-binding protein-43 homolog
Biological process (GO): regulation of gene expression
Cellular component (GO): chromatin; nucleoplasm
Molecular function (GO): RNA binding
Source: RefSeq, a predicted model, not a curated record
GGCGCCAGCAGCGACCGCUGUAUCGUCAAAGAGAACCGAGAAGAACGGAGAGAAAGAGGUGCGGUGUUGCGUGACUGGGUGCGAGCGAUCGUGGCGCGUGUGUGUUUGUUGUGUUGUUAAGCAUAAACGAGUUUUACAAGAUUCUCCGCGUCCUCCGCCUUUUUGAGUAAUACGCGAACAUAAGCGGACAAAACUAGGAAAAACGAACCGGGUGCGGAGUAAUCGAGAGAAGCGAGGAAGAAAGAGUGAGAGAGAAAGAAAGAGAGAGUGAGUGAGUGAGUGAGAAAGAGAGCGAGGGUGACCAGCGGGGAAAACAGCAGUAUCGCCGUUCGAUUGAUAAAGGGAUCAGCUUUGUGACGAACAGAAGCCAUACGAUGUCGUCCUACAUCCAGGUCGCCGAGGACGAGGGUGAGGAGCCGAUCGAGCUGCCAACCGAGGACGAUACCACGCUCCUGCUUACCACCCUAUCCGCCCAGUUUCCCGGCACUUGCGGCCUCAAAUACCGCAAUCCGGAGUCCCGUACGAUGCGCGGCGUCCGACUGGUCGAUGGCCGUCUACAUCCGCCUGAGAAUGGCUGGGGCAAGGCGAUCUACUUCUGCGUAUUCCCUAAAGAGAACAAACGUAAAUCUGAUGACAAUUUGGAAAAUUCCACAGCUAAGACUAAAAGAAUGGAAACGAAGUUGCGUUGUACUGACUUGAUUGUACUUGGUUUACCAUGGAAAACAACCGAACAGAAUUUGCGUGAAUAUUUCGAAACGUUUGGUGAAGUUUUAAUGGCACAGGUAAAAAAAGAUGCAAAAUCCGGUCAAAGCAAAGGAUUUGGCUUUAUUCGAUUUGGAAGUUAUGAGUCGCAAUUGAGAUGCCUUGCUCAACGUCAUAUGAUAGAUGGCAGAUGGUGCGAUGUCAAGGUUCCUAACAGUAAGGAAGGAAUGAUACAACAAGUUCCCUGCAAGGUUUUCGUCGGUCGCUGCACAGAAGAUCUAACCGCGGACGAUCUACGAGAAUAUUUCUCCAAAUUUGGCGAAGUCACGGACGUUUUCAUCCCGAAACCUUUCCGCGCAUUCUCGUUUGUCACUUUUUUAGAUCCUGAGGUCGCUCAGUCGCUCUGUGGCGAAGAUCAUAUUAUCAAGGGUGUCUCGGUACACGUCUCGAAUGCCGCGCCCAAGUCCGAGGGAAACAAUAAAAAUUUUAAUAAUCAAGUUAACUCGAACAUGAGGGGCGGCAGGGGCGCGCCGGGACCCGUCGAUAAUAACGUCCAGGGCAAUUAUCAGGGUAACCGUUAUAUGGGCCAUUCGGGCAACAAUAUGGGCCCGAAUGGCUGGAAUAAUCCGGGAAAUCGCGGUAAUCUCGACAUGCCGAAUCUACAAGCCCUUGGUAUCACCGGUCAAAACAAUGGUGGUGGUGGUGGAGGCGGUAUGUCGAAUCCGCUGGCGAUGGGUGGUCUGAAUCUAUCUGCGUUGCCGGUCAAUCCGGCAUUGGUGGCCGCCGCUCUGAACCAGGCGUCCUGGGGUCUGAUCGGUAAUCUGCAGAACCAGGGAAACGACCAGGGUUAUUCGAACCAGCCGGGCCCACCGGGCCAGCCGCCCUCCGGUAACAACAGUAUUGGUAACAGUGGCAAUUCUGGCUUUCUCAGCUGGAUGAACCAAGGCGGCGGCGAUGGUAAUACUGGCAAUCCCGGCACCGGCGGCCCCGGGCCGAAUAACCCGAACGCGUCCCAGGGCGCCUGGCAGAAUCACCCGGGUCAGCGCGACCAGAAGUCGAAUACCUUUCUCAAGUACGAGUAAAUUCAACCGGGGCCGUGGGUCUACUCGUAAAACCAAACGGAUCCUCUAUCCACGGGUCCCGAUGCAACAACCAUAACGAACGGUGGUAAUUGAUGAGAUCGAUGAUUUCUAGCUCGUCGACCUCAGAAAAAGAAAAAGACCUAGAGCCUAUAGUACGUUGACGUUUUUUCUAAUGUUUUGCACUAAUCGCCACUGCGUGUAUUAUAAUAUUUCGAGACCUUACCCUGUCUUAUUUGUUUGACAAAUUAGCACAAUUCCGUUCGUUUAGGUUUACGACAAUUGUAGACGGAUAGCUUCGAUCAUUCGAAUAUAUGUGCGAUUUUUGUGUCACUCUCUGGUGUGAGCGUCCGAUGAAUAGUAGCAUGAAUAAAAUCAAUACGUAUGAAGUUGAUGUGUGAGCAGCUUAGCUGUACAAUGAUAAGAUUGCACGAUCGAAUACAUUUAUUGCUUAGCAUAAUAAUUGGUAAUCGUGUAAUUUACAUGUACAAAGAUACCUGAUGAGAUCUGAGUCCCAAGAAGACUUCAGCUACUUCAUUUAGCCUGGAUCUAUAAUAGGUGUUUUAAGUCUUAAACCAUAAGAAAUGGAUGAAUCGUAGUCGAUUGUUCUCCUCGCAUUCAAUUUAUCAAUCUUUUAUGAUUUUAGGCUUAGAACACCUAUGUAGAUCCGUACUUAUUAAACCCAGUGAAAUGUGUACCAAAAUAGUUUUGCUAAAAAAAAAUAACUGCCACACAGACACAUGGAAUCUUUCCGCACAUUCUCAUUUGUCAUUUGCUUAGAUUCCGAGAUCGCCCAAUCGCUCUGCAGCGAAGAUAAUGUGUGUCUCAGUACACUUUUUAAAUCGCGACAAAGUCCAAGGAAACAAUAACAAUUUUUAAUAAUCAAGUGAACUUGGAUAAGGGGCGAAAUGAUCACAUAGGAAAUAAUUAUAACUACAUAUAAUAAUAUUAUAAUUACAUCUACAUCGUUUUUCCAUUCUAUUUAAGUAUACAUUUUCUCAACGAGCAAUUAUUAAAUUAUUGGAAAAUCGGAAAUAGCUAAAGUCUUUUUUUGUCACAAAUCUCUUUAAUAGAGGGGGCUUUAGUAAAUACUUACUUAAUAGUGUUUGUUGAGAUAUUCUGGCUUUCUCUAUAUAAUCACAUUUUUUAAUUUAAUUAUAAUUAAAUUUUGUCUCCUUGUCUACGUCAAAAAUUUUAUUGUAGGAGGAGACUAGAUUGAUCACCUUAGUUAUGAGAACUAAAUUAGUUCUCGUAACUAACUAAGGCGAUCGAUCUAAUGGGUGCAAUAUGGUAAUAGAUGGUACCCAUGAGACCAAAGCCAAUUAUAUAAUUUGUUGUAAUGAAUCGAGAGCCGCGCCGAAUUUGUAGACGUUUUUUUACAAAAAAGCGUAAUGUAAUACAAUGUAUAACUUGCCAUCGCGUUUUCAAGCUGUUUAGAAUAUUCCAUUUUCUUGCGCAUUACUUUUUAACGACAGAUCUCUUAUUUAUUUUAGAAUCAUAAUUUUUCCUUGAUAUAUUCGAGAGAUCUAGAUUUGCGAAUUUUGCUGUUACGGGAAUAGACAGUUUCAUUCGAAUCAGGAUACUUAAAGCUCCGCAGUCAUUUCUGAUAUUUUUAUCUUCCUUAUAACAUUUCUUAGCAAAAUGUUUGGGAAGCAACUUUAUUUUGUAAUUCUAUAUAGCAUAUUCACCAAGAUAUAUUAAACGAGUGAAGUAUCAUUGCGUUAUUUUGAAGAAAUCUGUUUCCAAAUAUUAAAUAACAAAUAAAAUGAAUAAAUGUAAAAUAUAAUGAACUGAGAUAGUAAGAAUUAUGAAGAAAAAGAUAUUCUCUACAUUUUCAUGUAGAGAAAUAAUUGGAAUUAAAAUCGAAAAUUAGUAUUUAUCAUUUUAGGCAUUAAGUGGAUCAAAAUUUUUUUUGUGUGGUACCUUUGAAAUAACAUCUUAUUCUAUUUUGCAGUAUUCUUUAUCUGCGAAAAAAUUUCCAAAAUGUUAAGAUUUUCAGAAGGAGCGUACAAAUUGCGAAUGAUAUGAUUGCCUGAGAGAGAAUGUAUGUAUGAGUCAGAAUAGCUCGCAACACACCUAGAGAACACUUGAUCGUAGCUAUCCGUAUUGUAUAUUAUUAUCGAUUUGAACUUAUGUUUCAAAUAUCUAAAAUGUAACACAUAAAUAUAGCUUAUUAUGUGAGAAUUUUACAUUAGUGUGCAGGUGUGUCAAAAUUAUUGAUCGAUUGUGUGUGAAAGAAAAUCGUUUGAAUCGUUUGAUCAGAUUUUUCCAUUUUAAUUGAGUGAUUUGAAAAAAAGGGAAGAGAAUCUGUUUAGAUCUGUCUUAUAUGUCUGUGUAUAAUGUGUCAUAAGUUUUGAAUGAAAUAUCCUUGAUGAAAAGACUUUCGAACUGUUUCCUGAUUGAACGAUAAUGAAAAAGAUAGCUUUACUGGUCGAGAGUAUUUAUUUUUCAAAGAAAGAAAGAAAGAAAAAGAAAGAGUCAUAGCACGAGGAAGGAUGCAAUUCACAUCUCACAAUUAUAGUCAAUAACUUUAACAUACGAAAUAGUGUCGCAGUAAACUUAAAGACCGCAUUUGACAUCGCGAUAUCACUGUAUACCACGUUAAAAGAAUUAUUUAGAUCAACUAUUUCAGAGAGUACACUAAUUAUCUCUUAUGAGUAUAUUAAUUGAAAGAAUAAAAAAAUAUAUAAUCCUUCUAUAUAAGAGAUGUAUGUACUGUUGUGCUUUUUAUUUUAUCGUACAGUGAUUUCUCAUCAGUUUCCUUUUUUUGAACGCGAGAUACUACUUAAUAUACAAUUCUAAUGAUAAUACUCUCUCACUCUUUCUCUCUCAUUAGCGUGAAUUCUCGUCGAUAUGCGUGUCGCGUGUAUAGAUGAGAAAAAUCUCCUCUAACUUUGAGAUUGUCAAACUGGAUUGCUCGAUAAGCACAUGUGUGUAUGACGGUUGAAUGUAUUUGUUAAUGGUCGUCUAAGAACUACAGGCGUGAGUUUUUAUUACUAGCAAAAGUGAUAAUGUCGUUUGUUUAGAGCACUGAGAACGCGUGUACUUGGCGGAGCGAGAUGAAGAAAUGAGAUGACUGAGUAAUAUAAUACAUAAGACGAACGGGGGAAUACUGCGGUAUUAGAUGAGAAUGAGCAAAAGUCGUCCAGUAUGUAUCUGAUAUAUAUGUAGAUCGAGAGGAGAUUGUUUAUAUACGUAGUGUAUGUAAAAAAACUAAAUUACACACACACACACACAUACAUACAUACACACAACACACACAUUUCAAUGAGGAGAGAUAGACAAUGUGGAGUUGGUUGAUUGCGCAUUCUGCCACGCUAUUAAGUCUAUAAAUUGUUAAAUCGAUCUACAUAAAAGCUGUGGUUUAAGACAACUUUUAACAGACACUGGAACCGUACCAAGCUUGUCACUGAGGCACGAAUGUUCGCGCUUUAAUCUCCGUAAUGUCUGAAGAUAUUUUCAGGGAAAACGUAGUUCCUUACAAUACGAGAAGUAAAAAAA